This is a messenger RNA of Ricinus communis (castor bean), 1442 nucleotides long. RefSeq names its product 50S ribosomal protein L4. Gene Ontology annotation, cellular component: ribosome. The transcript has 8 exons. The coding region runs from base 283 to 1197 and encodes 304 amino acids. NCBI's taxonomy places the organism in Eukaryota, Viridiplantae, Streptophyta, Magnoliopsida, Malpighiales, Euphorbiaceae. Gene Ontology annotation, biological process: translation. Gene Ontology annotation, molecular function: structural constituent of ribosome. The record is from RefSeq and is a predicted model, not a curated record.
AAAAAUGACACAACCCUAAUUUUAUUUUCUAUCAAAGAACUGCCCGUCGCUUUCAUUGCCCCCUAACUUGUGCCACUCAUCUCAUCUUCAACCUCUAUGAACUUGUCAUUGUUGCCGUUGUGAUCGCUAAUCCUUCUUCUUGUUGUGAUAGCCGCUCCCGUUCACCGCUGCCAUUUUUGCUCCUGCUCCUGCCACUCUUCUUCUUCUUCUUCUUCUUCUUCUACUCGCCGCUUCCGUUCUUAUAUCGUCGUUGUUCUUUUUUCCUAUUAGUUUGUUAAGAGUAUGGCAGUGUCGAUAUCUCGAAGGAUUUUACGCUCUUUUAGGUCCUUACCAUCUCUUACUCAUCAAUCAUUUCGAGCUUCUCAUGAAUCUUCUGCGGAUUGCUUAUUUUCUGCAGAAUCUUCCAGCUUUAUAAAGAAUGGGGCGGCUUCCCUAGCUUGCCGGAAGUUAUCAACAUCUAUCUUGACUCCAGGAUCUAGUGAUGAUGCAUUUCCCUCAGAUUUGUUGUCUACAAAGACUUUACUUACACCAGAGCGUGAGAUAGGACUUCAUGAGGACCUGGUAAUUCCAGUGACAAAUUUUCUUAAUGAGGAUAAGGGGUUUAUGGUUUUGGCUGGUGAUGUCUUUGAUGUGCCCAUUAAGAAGCAUAUUAUUCACCGUGUUGUGCGAUGGCAACUUGCAAAACGACAACAGGGUACACAUUCAACAAAAACAAUUAGUGAGGUUAGCGGGACUGGGAAAAAGCCAUAUCGUCAGAAGGGUACUGGUCGAGCAAGGCAUGGAACACUGCGUGGACCACAGUUUAGGGGUGGUGCUACAAUGCAUGGCCCUAAGCCACGGAGUCAUGCUAUUAAAUGCAACAAGAAGGUUAGGCGCCUGGGCUUGAAAAUUGCUUUGACCGCUCGUGCGGCAGAAGGAAAGCUCUUGGUUUUUGAGGAUUUGGAGAUCCCUACGCAUAAAACUAAGAAUAUUGUGAACUAUGUCAAGCAAAUGGAAGAGACCAAGAAGCUACUGCUGGUUGAUGGCGGCCCUAUUAAUGAAAAGCUGAAGUUGGCUGCACAAAAUCUACAUUAUGUCAAUGUGCUGCCUUCAAUUGGGUUGAAUGUGUAUAGCAUAUUGCUGCAUGAUACGCUGGUGAUGUCUCGUGAUGCUGUAAACAGGAUUGUUGAGCGGAUGCACACUCCAAUUAACCGAUGAAGUGACAAGCUCAUUUUGCGCUCUUUUCUGCCAGUUUUAAGCUGGAAGAGAAAAUACAACCAGAAUAACGUGUAUCAUUAUUAAUAUUGUUUCUGUCUUUUAGUCAAAAUGUGCAAUCAAAUGCCCGUUUUCUUGAACUAGUUGUAGGAAGUUCUUGUAGUCAAAUUUUGUUGAAAGGUCUAGCAUGCCAUGACAUAUUUUGCUAUGGUAUUGUCAGGGAGAAGAAAACUGCUUUCACUUGGUUA